This is a messenger RNA of Pteropus alecto (black flying fox), 1666 nucleotides long. RefSeq names its product myeloid cell surface antigen CD33. NCBI's taxonomy places the organism in Eukaryota, Metazoa, Chordata, Mammalia, Chiroptera, Pteropodidae. The record is from RefSeq and is a predicted model, not a curated record. The transcript is spliced from 7 exons. Gene Ontology annotation, biological process: cell adhesion. The coding region runs from base 1 to 1092 and encodes 363 amino acids. Gene Ontology annotation, molecular function: sialic acid binding. Gene Ontology annotation, cellular component: plasma membrane.
AUGCUGCUGCUGCUGCUGCCCCUGCUGUGGGCAGGGUCCCUGGCUCAGGAUGACACAUACCAGCUGGCAGUGCAGGAGUCCGUGACGGUGCAGGAGGGCCUGUGCGUCUCCGUGCCCUGUGCCUUCUCCUACCCUGAGAGCUACUGGACUCGUCCCCAAGCUCACGCCUACUGGUGCCGGGCCGGGGCGAAGGAAGAUCGGGAUGCUCCCGUGGCCACAAACAACCCACGUCGACCUGUGCAGGAGGAGACCCAGGGCCGAUUCCGUCUCCUCGGGGACCCCAAGAACGACAACUGCUCCCUGGGCAUCAGAGAUGCGCGGAGAAACGACUCGGACACCUACUUCUUUAGAGUGGAGAGAGGGUCUAAAGUGAGACAUACUUACAAAAUAAACCAACUCGCUGUGCAUGUGACGGCCCUCACCCUCACGCCCCACAUCCGCAUCCCGGGGACCCUGGAGUCCGGCCACCCCUGCAACGUGACCUGCUCCGUGCCCUGGGCCUGUGAGAGGGGCACGCCCCCCAUCUUCUCUUGGACGUCGGCUGCCCUGGCCUCCCUGGGCCCCAGGACCCGCCUCUCCUCCGUGCUCACCCUCACCCCACGGCCCCAGGACCAUGGUGCCAGCCUCACCUGUCAGGUGAUGUUCCCUGCCGCUGGCGUGACCGUGGAGGGAACCGUGCAGCUCAACGUCACCUGUACCCCAACCAGCGCGACAACAGGCGUCUGCCUGGGAGAAGGCACAGGGCAACCAGGGACCAGGACGGGAGUGGUUCUGGGGGCUGUCGCGGGAGCCGGUGUCACCGGGCUGCUUGCUCUCUGCCUGUCCGUCAUCUACUUCGCAGUGAAGACCCACAGGAGAGCAGCAGCCAGGACAGCCACGGGCGUGGGCGACACCCGCACUGCGGCCGGGCCCGCUUCCCCGGGUCACCAGCAGAAGUCCAAGAUAGACAGCCCCACAGACCCCACCAGCUCUGCAGGGGCCACCCCCACUGUGGAGUCCGAGCAGGAUCUGCAUUAUGCCACCAUCAGCUUUCAAGGGAGGACUCAUCCACGGGAGGACACCCACACGGCAUACUCAGAGACCAGGACCUAGUGAGCUGCCGGCGGGAGCAUCAGUCUCAGCCGGAGCGUCCCUAUCUUUGGGGGAAGAUACCCACAGGCUGCUUCUUGAGGCUUAACAUCCCCAUGGGCGACGGGUUUAUACAUGACUGUAUGUGAGUUUGUUACUCUGAUGGAGCAUCUUAGACAUUGCAAUCAGAGACACCUGGGGUCGAAUCCGCAGUCUUUCACUCAUUAAGAAUAGGACACCAGGCAGCCACCCAACCCUCCAUGUCUCCGUCUCCUGCUCCGUGAAUGGGAGUGAGAAGCCCUACCUCGCAGGGUCGCCAUGAGCAUUAAAUAAAAGUACAUGUGGCAACCGCUCAGCAAGAAUCCUGGCACCCGGUGAGGGUCUGAUGAUGCCGGUUCCUUCCCCCCUUAAAUAGAAUGGUAUUAGUGACGAUUCCCCCAGAGGCCGGGCUCCAUGCCUCUCCCAGACACCACCUCCGUGACAUGACGGUCUCACCCUCGACUCACACGCCUUCCGUGGGUGCUCUCCCUGACCCUCUCUCCACUCCUAACCCUUCUCGUUCCGUUCCCUCUGCCAGCUACGAGUCCCGCUUAUUCAC